AUGGCAGUACGCUUAGGGAGUGUGGCGGUGCGCGUAGAGAGUGUGGCGGUGCGCUUAGGGAGUGUUGCGGUGCUCGUAGAGAGUAUGCGGGGCGCUUUAAGAGUAGAGAGUGGGGCGGUGCACGUGAGAGUGUGGCAGUGCGCUCUAAGAGUGGGGCGGUUCGCUUGGGAGUGGGUUGGUCCGCUUAAGAAUGCGGUGAUGCGCAGAGAGACUACAGGGGUGCGCUUAGAGAGUGGGCCGGUGCGCUCUAAGACUGUUGCGGUGCGCUUAGAGAGUAUUGCGGUGCGCUUAGAGAGUGUGGUGGUGUACAUAGAGAGUGUGGCGGUGCGCUUAGAGAGUGUGGCGGUGCACUUAGAGAGUGUGGUAGUGCACAUAGAGAGUGUGGCGGUGCGCUUAGAGAGUAGAGUAGCAGUGUGCUUAGAGAGUGUGGCGGUGCGCUUCGAGAGUGUGGCGGUGCGCUUAGAGAGUGUGGCAGUGUUCUUAGAGAGUAUGGCAGUGCGCUUAGGGAGUGUGGCGGUGCGCGUAGAGAGUGUGGCGGUGCGCUUAGGGAGUGUUGCGAUGCGUGUAGAGAGUGUGGCGGUGCGCUUAGGGAGUGCUGCGGUGCGCUUAGAGAGUCCUGCGGUGCACUUAGAGAGUGGGGCUGUGCGCAGUGUGGCGGUGCGCUUAAAGAGUGUGGCGGUGCCCUUAGAGAGUGUGGCGGUGCGCUUAGAGAGUGUGGCGGUGCACUUAGAGAGUGUGGCGGUGCACUUAAAGAGUGUGGCGGUGCGCUUAGAGAGUGUGGCGGUGCGCUUAGAGAGUAUGGCGGUGCGCUUAGAGUGUGUGGCGGUGCUCUUAAAGAGUGUGGCGGUGAGCUUAGAGAGUAUGGCGGUGCGCUUAGAGAGUGUGGCAGUGCUCUUAGAGAGUGUGGCGGUGGUCUUAGGGAGAGUUUGGGUGCGCUUAGAGAGUGUGGCGGUGUGCUUCGAGAGUGUGGCGGUGCGCUUAGGGAGUGUGGCUGUGCGCUUAGAGUGUGGCGUACGCUUAGGGAGUGUGGCGGUGCGCGUAGAGAGUGUGGCGGUGCGCUUAGGGAGUGUUGCGGUGCUCGUAGAGAGUAUGCGGGGCGCUUUAAGAGUAGAGAGUGGGGCGGUGCACGUGAGAGUGUGGCAGUGCGCUCUAAGAGUGGGGCGGUUCGCUUGGGAGUGGGGUGGUCCGCUUAAGAAUGCGGUGAUGCGCAGAGAGACUACAGGGGUGCGCUUAGAGAGUGGGCCGGUGCGCUCUAAGACUGUUGCGGUGCGCUUAGAGAGUAUUGCGGUGCGCUUAGAGAGUGUGGUGGUGCACAUAGAGAGUGUGGCGGUGCGCUUAGAGAGUGUGACGAUGCACUUAGAGAGUGUGGUAGUGCACAUAGAGAGUGUGGCGGUGCGCUUAGAGAGUGUGGCGGUGCACUUAGAGAGUGUGUGCUUAGAGAGUGUGGCGGUGCGCUUCGAGAGUGUGGCGGUGCGCUUAGAGAGUGUGGCAGUGUUCUUAGAGAGUAUGGCAGUGCGCUUAGGGAGUGUGGCGGUGCGCGUAGAGAGUGUGGCGGUGCGCUUAGGGAGUGUUGCGAUGCGUGUAGAGAGUGUGGCGGUGCGCUUAGGGAGUGCUGCGGUGCGCUUAGAGAGUGCUGCGGUGCACUUAGAGAGUGGGGCUAGUGUGGCGGUGCGCUUAAAGAGUGUGGCGGUGUGCUUAGAGAGUGUGGCGGUGCGCUUAGAGAGUGUGGCGGUGCACUUAGAGAGUGUGGCGGUGCACUUAAAGAGUGUGGCGGUGCGCUUAGAGAGUAUGGCGGUGCGCUUAGAGUGUGUGGCGGUGCUCUUAAAGAGUGUGGCGGUGAGCUUAGAGAGUAUGGCGGUGCGCUUAGAGAGUGUGGCAGUGCUCUUAGAGAGUGUGGCGGUGGUCUUAGGGAGAGUUUGGGUGCGCUUAGAGAGUGUGGCCGUGUGCUUCGAGAGUGUGGCGGUGCGCUUAGGGAGUGUAGCUGUGCGCUUAGAGUGUGGCGUGGGGCGGUCCGCUUGGGAGUGGGGUGGUCUGCUUAAGAAUGCAGUGGUGCGCAGAGAGACUACAGGGGUCCGCUUAGAGAGUGGGGCGGUGCUCUUCAAGACUGUUGCGGUGCGCUUGGAGAGUAUUGUGGUGCACUUAGAGAGUGUGGUGGUGCACAUAGAGAGUGUGGCAGUGCCCUUAGAGAGUGUGGCAGUACACUUAAAGACACGCCGCCACAUUCUCCCGCAUUCCAUCACCCUGCCCGAUUCUCCCGCUUUCGAUCACCCCGCCCCAUUCUCCCGCAUUCCAUCACCCCGCCCAUUCUCCCGCUUUCUAUCACCCCGUCCCAUUCUCCCUCUUUCCAUCAUUCUGCACCAUUCUCUCACUUUCCAUCAACCCGCCCCAUUCUCCCGCCUUCCAUCACCCCGCCCUAUUCUCCCUCUUUCCAUCACCCCGCCCCAUUCUCCCUCUUUCCAGCACCCCGCCCCAUUCUCCCUCUUUCCAUCACCCCGCCCCAUUCUCCCGCUUUCCAUCACCCCGCCCUAUUCUCCUUCUUUCCAUCACCCCGCCCCAUUGUCCCUCUUUCCAUCUCCCCGCCCCAUUCUCCCUCUUUCCAUAACCCCUCCCCAUUCUCCCGCUUGCCAUCACCCUGCACCUUUCUCGCCCCAUUCUCCCACUUUCCAGCACCCCGCCCCAUUCCCCGCUUUCCAUCAGCCUGCCCCAUUCUCCCGCUUUCCAGCACCCCGCCCCAUUCUCCCGCUUUCCAUCACCCUGCCUGAUUCUCCCGCUUUCCAUCACCCCGCCCCAUUCUCCCGCAUUCCAUCACCCCGCCCGAUUCUCCCGCUUUCCAUCAACCCAUCCCAUUCUCCCUCUUUCCAUCAUUCCGCCCCAUUCUCUUGCUUUCCACCACCUGCCCCAUUCUCCCGCUUUCCAUCACCCCGCCCCAUUCUCCCUCUUUCCAUCACCCCGCCCCUUUCUCCCUCUUUCCGUCACCCCACCCCAUUCUCCCUCUUUCCAUCACCCCGCUCCAUUUUUCCGCUUUCCAUCACCCCGCCCUAUUCUCCUUCUUUCCAUCACCCCACCCCAUUCUCCCGCUUUCCAUCACCGCGCCCCAUUCUCCCGCUUUCCAGCACCCUGCCCCAUUCUCCCGCUUUCCAUCACCCCGCCCCAUUCUCCCGCUUUCCAGCACCCAGCCCCUUUUUCCCACUUUCCAUCACCCCGCCCGAUUCUCCCGCUUUCCACCACCCCUCCAAAUUCUCCCGUUUUCCAUCACCCCGCCCCAUUCUCCCAUUUUCCAUCACCCCGCCCCGUUCUCCCGCUUUCCAUCACCCCGCCCCAUUCUCCCGCUUUCCAUCACCCCGCCCGAUUCUCCCGUUUUCCAUCACCCCGCCUCAUUCUCCCGCUUUCCAUCACCCCGCCCCAUUCUCCCUCUUUCCAUCACCCCACCCCAUUCUCCCGCUUUCCAUCACCCGCCCCAUUCUCCCGCUUUCCAUCACCCCGCCCCAUUCUCCUGCUUUCCAUCAUCCCGCCUUAUUCUCUCUCUUUCCAUCACCCCGCCCCAUUCUCCCUCUUUCCAUCACCCGCCCCAUUCUCCCUCUUUCCAUCCCCCCCGCCCCAUUCUCCCGCUUUCCAUCACCCCGCCCCAUGCUCCCGCUUUCCAUCACCCCGCCCCAUUCUCCCGAGUUCCAUCACCCCGCCCCAUUCUCCCGCUUUCCAUCACCCCGCCCCAUUCUCCCUCCUUCCAUCACCCCGUCCCAUUCUCCCGCUUUCCAUCACCCUGCCCCAUUCUUCCGCUUUCCAUCACCCCGCCCAUUCUUUCGCUUUCCAUCACCCUGCCCCAUUCCCCCGCUUUCCAUCACCCCGCCCCAUUCUCCCGCUUUCCAUCAUUCCGCCCCAUUCUCUCUCCUUCCAUCACCCCGCCCCAUUCUUCCGCUUUCCAUCACCCCGCCCCAUUCCCCCGCUUUCCAUCAACCCGCCCCACUCUCCCUCCUUCCAUCACCCCGCACCAUUCUCCCGCUUUCCAUCACCCCAUCCCAUUCUCCGGCAUUCCAUCACCCCGCCCCAUUCUCCCGCUUUCCAUCACCCCGCCCCAUUCUCCAGCUUUCUAUCGCCCUGCACCAUUCUCCCGCUUUGCAUCACCCCGCCCCAUUCUCCUGCUUUCCAUCACCCCGCCCCAUUCUUCGCUUUCCAUCACCCCGCCCCAUUCUCCCUCCUUCCAUCAACCCGCCCCAUUCUCCCUCCUUCCAUCACUCCGCCCCAUUCUCCCGCUUUCCAUCACCCCGCCCCAUUCUCCCUCCUUCCAUCAAUUCGCCCCAUUUUCCCUCCUUCAAUCACCCAGCCCCAUUUUCCCUCCUUUCCAUCACCCCGCCCCAUUCUCUCGCUUUCCCUCACCCUGCCCUAUUCUCCCUCUUUCCAUCACCCCACACCAAACUCCUGCUUUCCAUCACCCCACUCUAUUCUCCCCCUUUCCAUCACCCCGCCCCAUUCUCCCGCUUUCCAUCACCCCGCCUCAUUCUCCCGCUUUCCAUCAUCCCACCCCAUUCUCCCGCAUUCCAUCACCCCACCCCAUUCUCCCACUUUCAAUCACCCCGCCCAAUUCUCCCGCUUUCCAUCACCUCGCCCCAUUCUCCCGCUUUCCAUCACCUCGCCCCAUUCUCCCACUUUCCAUCACCCCGCACCAUUCUCCCGCUUUCCAUCACCCCAUCCCAUUCUCCGGCAUUCCAUAACCCCGCCCCAUUCUCCCGCUUUCUAUCACCCUGGACCAUUCUCCUGCUUUCCAUCACCCCACCCCAUUCUCCUGCUUUCCAUCACCCUGCCCCAUUCUCCCGCUUUCCAUCACCCCGCCCCAUUCUCCUGCUUUCCAUCACCCCGCCCCAUUCUCCCUCCUUCCGUCACCCUGCCCCAUUCUCCCGCUUUCCAUCAACCCGCCCCAUUCUCCCACUUUCCAUCAACCCGCCCCAUUCUCCCGCUUUCCAUCACCCCGCCCCUUUCUCCCGCUAUCCAUCACCCCGCCCCAUUCUCCCGCUUUCCAUCACCCUGCCCCAUUCUCCCGCUUUCCAUCAUCCCGCCCCUUUCUCCCUCCUUCCAUCAUCCCGCCUCAUUCUCCCGCUUUCCAUCACCCCGCCCCAUUCUUCCGCUUUCCAUCACCCAGCCCAUUCUUCCGCUUUCCAUCACCCCGUCCAUUCUCCCGCUUUCCAUCAUCCCGCCUCAUUCUCCCGCUUUCCAUCACCCCGCCCCAUUCUCCCGCAUUCCAUCACCCCGCCCCAUUCUCCCGCUUUCCAUCACCCCGCCCUGUUCUCCCGCUUUCCAUCAACCCGACCCAUUCUCCCGCUUUCCAUCAACCCGCCCCAUACUCCCGCUUUCCAUCUCCCCGCCCCAUUCUCCCACUUUCCAUCACCCCGCACCAUUCUCCCUCCUUCCAUCACCCCGCCCCAUUUUCCCUCCUUCCAUCACCUCGCCCCAUUCUCCCUCCUUCCAUCACCCUGCCCCAUUCUCCCGCUUUCCAUCAACCCGCCCCAUUCUUCCGCUUUCCAUCACCCCGCCCAUUCUUCCGAUUUCCAUCACCCCGCCCCAUCUCCCGCUUUCCAUCAUUCCGCCCCAUUCUCCCUCCUUCCAUCACCCCGCCCCAUUCUCCCGCUUUCCAUCACCCUGCCCCAUUCUCCCUCCUUCCAUCAACCCGCCCCAUUUUCCCUCCUUCAAUCACCCAGCCCCAUUUUCCCUCCUUUCCAUCACCCCGCCCAAUUCUCUCGCUUUCCAUCACCGUGCCCCAUUCUCCCUCUUUCCAUCACCCCGCCCCAAACUCCUGCUUUCCAUCACCCCACUCCAUUCUCCCCUUUUCCAUCACCCCGCCCCAUUCUCCCGCUUUCCAUCACCCCGCCUCAUUCUCCCGCUUUCCAUCACCCCGCCCCAUUCUCCUGCUUUCAGUCACCCCAACCCGUUCACCCCUUUCCAUCACCCCGCCCCAUUCUCCCGCUUUCCAUCACCUCGCCCCAUUCUCCCACUUUCCAUCACCCCGCACCAUUCUCCCGCUUUCCAUCACCCCAUCCCAUUCUCCGGCAUUCCAUCACCCCGCCCCAUUCUCCCGCUUUCUAUCACCCUGCACCAUUCUCCCGCUUUCCAUCACCCCGCCCUAUUCUCCCGCUUUCCAUCACCCCGCCCCAUUCUCCCGCUUUCCAUCACCCCGCCCGAUUCUCCUGCUUUCCAUCACCCCGCCCCAUUCUCCUGCUUUCCAUCACCCCACCCCAUUCUCCUGCUUUCCAUCACCCCGCCCCAUUCUCCCUCCUUCCGUCACCCCGCCCCAUUCUCCCGCUUUCCAUCAACCCGCCCCAUUCUCCCGCUUUCCAUCAACCCGCCCCAUUCUCCCGCUUUCCAUCACCCCGCCCCAUUCUCCCGCUUUCCAUCACCCCGCCCCAUUCUCCCGCUUUCCAUCACCCCGCCCCAUUCUCCCGCUUUCCAUCACCCCGCCCAGUUUGA
Messenger RNA from Closterium sp. NIES-65, 6456 nucleotides. The record is from the annotation of a GenBank genome assembly. Lineage: Eukaryota; Viridiplantae; Streptophyta; Zygnematophyceae; Desmidiales; Closteriaceae.